Molecule: messenger RNA, 903 nt
Organism: Miscanthus lutarioriparius
Lineage: Eukaryota; Viridiplantae; Streptophyta; Magnoliopsida; Poales; Poaceae
Source: the annotation of a GenBank genome assembly
AUGGCGUUGCCAUCUGCAGGAGCAGACGCCGCGACGUUCACCAUCACCAACAGCUGCGGCUACACGGUGUGGCCAGGCAUCCUCUCAAACGCCGGCGCGCCGCCGCCGUCCACCACGGGCUUCGCGCUGGCCCCGGGGCAGUCCGCGGCCGUCACCGUGGCCGCGUCGUGGUCGGGCCGCAUCUGGGCGCGCACGCUCUGCGCCACGUCCGCCGACUCGGGCGACUUCGCGUGCGCCACUGCCGACUGCGGCUCGGGGGCCGUCGAGUGCUCCGGCCGCGGCGCCGCGCCGCCGGCCACGCUGGCCGAGCUCACGCUCGCCGGCGGUACCGGCGGAGACGACUUCUACGACGUCAGCCUCGUGGACGGAUUCAACGUGCCGAUGCUCGUCGCGCCGCGGGCGUCGUCUGCGGCGGCCGCCAACGGGAGCAGCAGCUGCCGGCCCACGGGGUGCGCUGCUGACCUCAACGCGGCGUGCCCCGCGGAGCUGCGCGUCGCCGGCGCGGGGGGCGAGGCGGCGGUGGCGUGCAGGAGCGCGUGCGAGGCGUUCGCGGCGGCCGAGUACUGCUGCAGCGGCGCGUACGGGUCCCCGGCGACGUGCGCGCCGACGCCCUACUCCCGCUUCUUCAAGGCCGCGUGCCCCUCCGCCUACAGCUACGCGUACGAUGACGCCACGUCCACCUUCACCUGCGCUUCCGCGGCCGCCGCCGGCGGCUACGACGUCGUCUUCUGCCCCAGCGCGUCCAGCCUAAAAUCCGGCGGGAAUCCCGAGGCGGCAGGCCUGCCGCCCUCAACGAUGGAGUUCUCUGGAGACACAGCAGGCAGCUUGACGACGACGAGGGACGCGGUGGCGGCGCUCCUGCAGACGGUCGUCGUCUUCUCGGCGAUGGUGGUGGUCAUCUGA